GCCCCGCAGCAGCCCCAGCGGCGGCUCUCUCGGCCGGGCUCCCCCCCUUCCCGGGACGCGCUUCCUGCGCCGCCGCCAUUGGCCGGCGCGCUCGCCGGGCGCUUCUUAAAAGGCCGCCGCCGGCCAGGCCGCCGCAUCCAAGCCAGUCCGCGCAGCGCAGCGUCCCGGCCCGAGAUGGCGCUGCUGCCGGCCCCGACCCUGCCCUCCUUCGCCUCCUUCUGCAGGGACAACCGUCCAGUCCACCCUCGCUGGACCUGCGGCCUGGAGCAGGCCAGCCUGCCCGCCGGCCACUGCCCCGCGCCAGGCCGGGAGGCGCCGAGCGCCGCGAAGGACGACGAGGCUCUCAGCAACGUGUUGGAUCUGGCUCUCUCUAUGGGCUGCGGCGGAGACCACCCCGAGGGGUCCUACCACUCGACCCGCGGGGAUUACACAGCGGCGCCGACGAUGGAGCCCCCUGCCCCCAGCGGCUUUUACGAGUUCAAUUCCUCACCUGCCGGAGGCUACAACGCGCUGGAAACGCGGGGCAGUCCCCCUCCCUACGGCGGCGCCUUCUUACCCGACCUCGACGCCGCCGCCAGCUUCGGGCUGUCCGCCACCGGCGUGAUCCAGGGACGCUUCUUGGUGACCUUCGCCAGGCCGCCGCCGCCGCCCUUCGCGGAGGAGAGCAUCAAGCCGGAGCCGGAGAUGGACUACGGGCCCCUGGCGGGCCUGGCGCCGCAGCCCUGCCCUAGGAUCAAACAGGAGAGCAGCCCCACGCCCUGCAUGCUGGCCGCCGCCUCUCCGCAGAUCCCCGGCGCGGAGACGCCGCCGCUCAGCCCCGACGACCUCCUGGCGGCCUCCGAGGGCCGGGGAGCGCCCCUGCAGCCGCCGCCGCCUUACCACCCGGCCUUCACCUACCCGCUCCAGUACCAGCCCCACCCGCAGGCAAGCGCCUCCGCCUUCUUCGAGGAGAGUCUCCCCUGUCAGGCCUCUGCCCCGAGGGGCCUGCUCACCCCGCCCUCCUCCCCGCUGGAGCUGCUGGAAGCCAAGCCCAAGAGGGGGCGCCGCUCCUGGCCGCGCAAACGGACUGCCACGCAUACCUGCUCCUACGCUGGCUGCGGGAAGACCUACACCAAGAGCUCCCACCUGAAGGCGCACCUCCGGACCCACACAGGCGAGAAGCCCUACCACUGCAACUGGGACGGCUGUGGCUGGAAGUUUGCCCGUUCCGAUGAACUGACCCGCCAUUACCGCAAGCACACUGGGCACCGGCCCUUCCAGUGCCACCUCUGCGACCGGGCCUUCUCCCGCUCAGACCACCUGGCCCUGCACAUGAAGAGACACAUGUAGCCCCCCCACACACAGUCCCACAGGUGUGGCACCAAGGACCGGCCAGGACAGUUUAGGGAACUUGUAGCUGGUACUACGUUGCCUCGCCUGCGGGGGGGGGGGGGGGAGGAGUGGGUGGUGACUGAGGGUGGCCACUGAGCGAGGAGGCCGCAGAUGGCGGUGCUUCUUGAGGUGUCUCCACCCGUGGGAGAGUGGGACUUAUUUAUGGGACUCUGAAGACAAAGGGGCAAGCUGAUCUGUGACUGCCCAGACCCUGAGCUGCAAGGGAGAUCCGUCAUCUGCAGCCUGGUGCUUGUGCGGCACAGUCAACAGUUGUCUUCCUCUACAUGAGAAUUACGUCGUCUGGAGAAGUUCCUCUACAGGACUUGUAAAGAAAGGUUUUAAGUAUAUAUGUAUAAAGUAUAGUUUUAUACUGAAGUGUUGGGCUAUGGAAACAGAAGACAAAGCGAGUAAAUUGUUGCCCUUUUUUUUUAAAAAAAAGUAAAAAUAAAACUUUCUGUAUAUAGAGACAA
Messenger RNA from Rhineura floridana, 1841 nucleotides. It is a transcript of the gene KLF2, whose product is annotated as KLF transcription factor 2. Gene Ontology annotation, molecular function: DNA-binding transcription factor activity, RNA polymerase II-specific; RNA polymerase II cis-regulatory region sequence-specific DNA binding. Gene Ontology annotation, biological process: regulation of transcription by RNA polymerase II. The record is from RefSeq and is a predicted model, not a curated record. Lineage: Eukaryota; Metazoa; Chordata; Lepidosauria; Squamata; Rhineuridae. The transcript has 3 exons. The coding region runs from base 175 to 1329 and encodes 384 amino acids.